AUGCGCUUUUCCAAGGUCUUCAAACAACGUUAUGACAAGUGGUUAAGAAAGGAGUUCCAUUUGGCAGAAAAGAUCAUUGAAAAUUUAAAUGACUGGCUGAAAGCAUGGAUAGAUGUCAGUGACGAUAGCGAUCGAAAGGUCUUCACAUACAAGACAGAGGACACAACAAGAGAACAGUUUUCAAAGGUUCCAUACGUAUUGGAUCAUGAAGGUGCAGCCACCUACCGUGGAGUGAAAUCAAGUGCCGAGCAUGGGCUGACCGAAUGGAGAAGCUCAAGAGCUGAGUCAAGCUUGGAGAAGUUUCAUGAACUAUUGGCCCAUUUUGCAAAUAUUAGUUGCAAAUCGGAGUUUGCGAAUGCUCUCAUUGCCCGAGGUACGGCUGAGCACAACGUCGGUGCGAGGUGGAGAUAUGACUGCAUGGUGCAACGCUGUUGGAUAUAUUAG
This is a messenger RNA of Cylindrotheca closterium, 444 nucleotides long. The record is from the annotation of a GenBank genome assembly. Lineage: Eukaryota; Bacillariophyta; Bacillariophyceae; Bacillariales; Bacillariaceae.